This is a messenger RNA of Miscanthus lutarioriparius, 453 nucleotides long. The record is from the annotation of a GenBank genome assembly. Lineage: Eukaryota; Viridiplantae; Streptophyta; Magnoliopsida; Poales; Poaceae.
AUGGCGGCUACUUGUUUUCGGCGCGCUGCUGCUCUGCUGGUACUGGUAGCAGCAGCAGCCGUCGUGGCCCUGCAGGCGGCGGCCGGCGACGUCGACCCACUCGAGGGCAGGUACCCGCCGCUGGCGCCGGGCCUGUCGUUCGACUUCUACAAGAAGAGCUGCCCGAAGGCGGAGUCCAUCGUGCGGGAGUUCCUGUCGUCAGCGGUGCGGCAGAACGUGGGGCUCGCCGCGGCGCUGAUCCGGCUCCACUUCCACGACUGCUUCGUGCAGGGCUGCGACGCCUCCGUCCUGCUGGACUCCACGCCCACCCAGCCCAGCGAGCAGCUGUCGCCGCCCAACCUCACGCUCCGCCCCGCCGCUUUCAAGGCCGUCAACGACAUCCGCGCGCGCCUCGAGCAGGCCUGCGGCCGCGUCGUCUCCUGCGCCGACAUCGUUCGCGCUCGCCGCCCGUGA